AUGAUACCUCCUCCUGUUGACCCAGCAUUGCUACAUGAACAUGCCUACCAAGGUACUGGUGACCUUAGCUAUGCAUUAAAUAUUGAAACGUUCACCGAUGAAGGCGGAUACAAACCGCUUUUGAAGUAUGGAUUAGGUUUUUUUAAUUACUAUUUGGCUUUAGAUGACGAAGUGUACGGUAGAUCGUGGUUAGAAAUUUUUCGAUUUCAUCUUUAUGAGCAUUUUGCAAUUUAUUUUUUGAUUUUCCUAGUAGCAUUCUUAGCAUGGUCAUCUAUGGUCGUUGCCCACAUCGGUUCUACCAGUGAUAUAAUAUUCCACAAAAGUAAAGGAUCGCACAAGAAGAGAUCAGAGGAUGGGGACAGUCUGGAUUAUCACCACCUAAAGGUUUGA
Molecule: messenger RNA, 390 nt
Organism: Zygotorulaspora mrakii
Lineage: Eukaryota; Fungi; Ascomycota; Saccharomycetes; Saccharomycetales; Saccharomycetaceae
Exons: 1
Coding region: 1-390 (129 amino acids)
Source: RefSeq, a predicted model, not a curated record